Molecule: messenger RNA, 3009 nt
Organism: Oikopleura dioica
Lineage: Eukaryota; Metazoa; Chordata; Appendicularia; Copelata; Oikopleuridae
Source: the annotation of a GenBank genome assembly
AUGGAACCGACGUCAUCCUCACAGGCUGGAUCCUGGAAGGCUUACAAGCUUAUUAAUGAUCCAGCUAUUCAUGGACCAGGAGGAUUCGGCAAAGUAACCCGCUUCGAUGGCGUUUCAUUCAAACCCGAAGGCUACCCUGGCCAGAUUCCUUCAAAUCCGCGCGACCCGCGACCCCCCACUUUUGGCUUUUCGGAAAAUAAAGAAAUCCUCGAUCUUCCCGUCCCUCGAUUCGUGAUUGAUGCAAAUUAUGUCGGCCCCGUUCCACCGCGCAUGGUGACGCUUUUCUGCCUCAACGACAACAUUCAGGACAGCUUUUUAAGACAAGAAAUACAGCUUCGCAUGCCAGAACUAAAGAAGAACAUGAAAGAAAUCGAAAAACUCAAGAUCUAUUUCUCGGACAAUGGACGACAUCUUGGACUAGCAAAAGUUUCCUUCCGAACUGUUCGGCUAGCGAAGCGAUGCGAAUCGAAGCUCAACGGUGUUCAAAUGAUGGGCUCCAAAAUUGGCGCUGUUAUUGAUCCAAAGGGGGAAAUUCUAGCAAGACUGAAGCAUGAUAUUGAAAACAGGCGCCUUGAUCGAUACAACAUUUCUGGCAGCGUUAUUUCUAAUAUUCAAAAUUCAUUCAAAUCACAAGGCAACGGAAACGGAAAACAGUUAAUGCAGCAAAAAAUUGCUGACAAUAGUAUGAUCCAAGAGCUGAAGAACGAAUUCGAUCAAACUCAAGUUUCAUCUGACGAAGGAACCCCUUUAGGUGAUGAAACACCAACUGAAGACGACACGCCAUAUCAAGAAUCAAACGGCCACGAUAGCCACGAGAUUAAAAUAGUAACUCGUAACAUGCCACAAAGUUGGGGAGCGCCAACUCAACGAGAGCCGCCUCGAAUGGAAAAUUCCGGCUUUGGAAACAACAAGAACUUAUCAACGCCAAACGGACGGUACCAUCAUUCACCCGAUGAUAGAAGGUACAAAGACUCGUACAGUAGCUCGAACUGGGACGACGAUAGAAGGAAUAGAAGAGAUCGACACUCUGAAUCGAAAUCGUCAUGGGACGAUCAUCGCUCUCACAGAGAUGACCGGAGAAGAGAUAGAUACGACUCUUACAGCAGCUCCAGAGACAAGCGAGAUCGUGAGCGAAGAUCGAGACAUUCUGGUGGAUCAAAGACCCGUGACGACGAUUACUCAAACGGCGAUAAAUCCUGGGAUCGUCAUAGAGCGCGCGAUCGGCAGGAACGCGACUUGCGAGUUCCCGAUCACAACUCAUGGAGCAACAAUGAGAGCAAUCACAUUGACAACAGAUACAGCCAAAUGAACUCCGACCAUGGCUGGGGAUCAAAUGGAAACUACCACAGCGAGAAAUCGCAGGCGCAUGAUCCAUGGGCUCGCCACGACAACGAAAUGAAGCGCAUCCCUUCCUCUGAGGGGCGACCUUACAACUCCCAGCACCAUCAAAGUGAAAACGUAAACAAGCCCAAUAAUAAUGUACAGAACAGCAACCAUUCUACCAUGCUCGAAAAGGUGAAGCCACCUGCCGAUGGCAGCACUGAGGACAUGGAGAUUUCCGACGAAGAAGAGGAGGGAAAAGAAGAGAAGCGCAAGCAAGAGUUGUACGACCAGUUUGUGCGCAAGACCAUUUACUUGCUGGGAAAUGGAAUGACGCAGAACAUCCAGAAGGACAUAAUCAAAAUUUUCGAGCGUUCGAUCAUCAACAAAUACAAUACUUGGUGGCAAGAGCAGCAAGAGGCCGAGGCCGAAAAGAGUCGUAUACAAGCAGCAAACAACCUCCGCCCUGAACCCGUGCAAUCUCGUGUUUUUAAUCCAAAUAUGGACCCUGGUUCGCUUAUUCCCAAAUUGCCCAGCUUCAGUCUCAAACGAAAAAUUAUACGCCAGACUGAUCCAGCGGAUCCGUCAACUCAGGUUGAGUCCGAAGAGCCGAAAAAAGCCAAACAACCUCAAGAAGAACCACAUGUUCCCCCGCCUCCGAGCUCUUCUGAAGACGAAGUCACUGAAGACGAGUCAGAGCGAGAUUCUCUCAUCUCGGAGGAUGAUAAAUUGGAGAAUUUCGACGCGCCUUCCGCUCCACAAGACAUACGGCCUAGUACACCGCCACUUAUAGAAACCUAUUGCAAUCCGGAAAAACUCGCAUACGACAAGAAGUCAAAAGUUUUCUUGCAAAGGACAGAAGAGGAAGAAGAAAAGCUCCUCGAGGAACCGACCAGAACCGAUGUUGAAGAUCUCAAGUAUUUGCGCCAAGAGCUCACGAGAAGGAGAUUAUUGCUUCCAAAAUGGAAGCCUCAUCCACCUGUGGAGACGAGAAAGAAGGAUAAAUUAUCAUCUGGAUGUGCCCGAACUGAGGGGUACUUUAAAUACACCUGGGAAGAAAAGCUCCAGAUGCGUCUUAAACUACAUCGUCUCGGUCAAUUAAUCGAUCUGAAACCAGAGGCAACAUCUUCCGGAACCGACGCCGCUGGGCGAAAAGAAGCUGUCCAGGCGACCGAUCGAGAAACGAGGAAUUAUCACAGAAGAGUUGCCGAUGAAUUCUCGGAGUCAACGAUGAUGAGAUACAAUCAACUGACGAUGCGGAAGAAGAAGGUCAAAUUCAUGAAAAGUGCUAUUCAUGGAUGGGGCUUAUUCGCUCUGGAAGAUAUUCCAGCCGAUGAUUUCGUGAUCGAAUACGUCGGUCAAAAGAUCCGCAUCGGUAUCGCCGACGUCCGGGAACGAGAAUAUACAAAAUGUGGAAUCGGCUCCUCGUAUUUAUUCAGGCUCGAUACGACGCACGUAAUCGAUGCUACUAAACACGGAAGCUCUUCUCGUUUCAUCAACCACUGCUGUGUGCCAAACUGCAUUGCCAAAGUGAUUACCGGGGCGGAUGGCGAGAAGAAGAUCGUUAUCUACUCCAAGGUCCCUAUUCCCAAGAACGCGGAAGUAACGUACGACUAUAAGUUCCCCAUCGAAGACGAGAAGAUUCGCUGCCUCUGCUUCCACGAGAACUGCCGCGGCUAUCUCAACUGA